CCGUUCGGCCCCACAGUUUCCCGCUGGCCGCGAAACCGGCUGCACCGCCUCUCUCUCCCUCUCUCUCUCUCUCAACCCCCUUCGCUCUCCCCCUCUCUCUCUCCCUCCGCGCCUUACCCCCCGCUGAGUGCGCGGGACACACAGGCGAGCCGGGCGCUGCAGGGGGCGCUUGUUCUGCUCGCGGGCGCUGCAUACGACGACCUCAAGCCCGCACUGCCGAGGAGCCCGGCCAGGAUGACAUCGGGGUGGCCGCCGCGCCUGGGCGGGCGCUGACGCCGCUGACGUCCGCGACAGAGACUCGUGCAGCAGUGCGUCUCGGUGGUGACAGUGACAGUGUUGUGAGUGCGCGGUGCGUGCUGCGGGCCCCGAGUGCCCGCGCGGAGAGUGUUGUGCCGAGGCCAGCUUCAGGACUUGUCGUCUGCGUCCCGACUCCAGCUCCAGCUCGACGGCGGCGAGAGCCGGCGGUCAACUGACAGGUCCUCGGGGGAUGGCGGUGCCUCGGUGGGGGCGGCGUCCCCUGCUGGCCUCCUCGUCGCGGUCCUGGUCGCUGCCGCUGCUGCUGCCGCCCCCGUCCGGGCCGUCGUCGGCACGCCCUCGGGCACGCCCGGCGGCACUCCGGAGGGGGUGACUAUGCGCGCCAGGAUGCGGUAGCCCGGCCGCCGGGGGGCAGCUGGAGGACGACCACGACGACGAAGCAGCGCGGCCGCGCGCCCUCCGCACCGCACCGCCGCCCGCCCGCCGGCAGCAGGUGACAGGUGACCGGCAGUCGAGCGGGGUCACUUCGUAUGGAGGCCUCGGCCGACUCGCUCUCCAGCACGCUGCUGCUCAUCGAGCCCGUCUCGUCCAACGCCUCCCUGCUCGACCUGGACAACGCGUCCCACAUCGGCGGCCCCAGCCUUGGCUACGGCUACGCCCAGGGCUUCGCGCCGCUCCCCGGCUCGUCCCCAGCGCCCGUCGACCCCCCAUGGGGCACAUGGUUCCCCGGGCCGGACUCGCCGUACUCUGCGGGGCAGGCGGUGGUGAUCGCGCUCGUGCUCCUGUGCGUCGUGGUCGUCACCUUCGUCGGCAACAUCCUGGUGUGCGUGGCCGUCUGCCUGGUGCGCAAGCUGCGCCGGCCCUGCAACUACCUGCUCGUCUCGCUCGCCGUCUCCGACAUCUGCGUCGCCGUCCUGGUCAUGCCCAUGGCGCUGCUGUACGAGGUGUUCGGACGCUGGGACUUCGGGCGCGUCAUGUGCGACCUGUGGGUGUCGUUCGACGUGCUCUCCUGCACCGCCUCCAUCCUCAACCUGUGCAUGAUCAGCGUCGACCGGUACUAUGCCAUCACCAAGCCGCUCGAGUACGGCGUGAAGCGGACGCCCCGCCGCAUGGUGGGCUGCGUGUCGCUUGUCUGGCUCAUGGCCGCGUGCAUCUCGCUGCCGCCGCUACUCAUCCUGGGCAACGAACACGACCCCCCCGACGGCAAGGGCCCGCCGCAGUGCACGGUGUGCCAGAACUUCGGAUACCAGAUCUACGCCACGCUGUGGUCCUUCUACAUCCCGCUGACCGUGAUGAUCGUGGUGUACUACAAGAUCUUCCGGGCGGCGCGUCGCAUCGUGCUGGAGGAGCGGCGCGCCCAGACGCACCUGGGCCCGCCGGGCGGGUACCUGCAGCCGCCGCCGCACAACGCGGCCGCCUGCUGCACGUACCACCACAACAACCUCGGCCCCGCGGCGCCGGCGGCGGACCGGGAGGACCGGGCGGCCGCUGGUGGUGGCGCUGGUGGCGGCGGCGGCGGAGGCGGUGGGGGCGGGGCGCCCGGGGUCAAGAACGGUGGCACUUCCCCGGACGUGAUCCUGGCCAACAACUCGUCGUCGUUGCUGCUCACCACGCCCACGGGCGUCAACAGCUCGGCGCCGAACGCCUCGCCGGGGUCGUCGCCGGCGGCGAGCACGCCGGCCGCGUCGGGCCGUCAGCACCGGCCUUCCACGACGAGCACCAACACAACGUGCUCCGGCCAGCUCGGCUCCUCACGCUGCCUGGCGACGUCGGACGCCGGCCGUCGCUCGGACGAGUCGCAGUGUCCGAUGCUGGGGCCGCCGCCGCGGUCACGGUCGCGGUCGCCGCGUGGGGGAGGCGGCGGUGGCGGUGGCAGCAACGGCAAGCGACGCGGCACCAAGAAGAAGAAGGGCGUCACGUCGGUCCUGGUGUCGGGGCUGGGGAGCUCGUCGCCGCACAAGGCGAGGCACUCGUCCGCCUGCUCGGCGGCCACGGUCGGCGUGUCGACGCACACGAGGAAGCUGCGCUUCCUGGCCAAAGAGAGGAAGGCCUCGACCACCCUGGGCAUCAUCAUGAGCGCCUUCAUCUUCUGCUGGUUGCCCUUCUUCGUGCUCGCACUCGUGCGACCCUUCCUCAGGGACCAGUCGACCAUCCCGGCCUCGGUCACGUCGCUCUUCUUGUGGCUGGGCUACGCCAACUCGCUGCUCAACCCCAUCAUCUACGCCACGCUGAACCGCGACUUCCGCCGCCCGUUCCAGCAGAUCCUGUACUUCCGGUGCGGCUCGCUCAACCACAUGAUGCGCGAGGAGUUCUACCAGUCGCAGUACGGCGACCCCGAGCCGGCGCAAAACUACUACCACGUGGCGCCGCAGCAGCAGUACUGCGUGAUCGGGCACGUGACGCCGCCGUCGGGGACCCCCGGCCCGGGCGGCGGCCGGGCGGAGCACACGUCCGACCUGGGGCCGAGCGAGGACGAGGCUGAGGACGACCUCCUGUUCCGGAGCUCGGGCCAGGGCUCGCCCGGCGCCGUCAUCACCGCCGCCGGACACAUCGCGGACAACGCCGACGAGUCCUUCCUCUGAUCGUGGGCCCCCGGGGCCGCCACCGCCGCCGCCCCCGAGGACGCCCCACAGUGCGGCGGGGAAGCCGACCGCGGCCAACCCGGCACCCAGGAGCCGUCUGCCCGCUGGACCAAAGAGGGACAUUAGUGGGGAGACAAAUAAAGGGCAACGAGGGUUCUUGUGUUCUUCUAGGACAAAUUAAAUAGCUAACUACUGUGUUGUGUUGUGGUCUCGAGUGUGUUGACUCCUUUCUAUGUAAGAAUUCAAUUCUUCUAUCUUCUACCAAGAAAUGAUUGAUGAAACACGUUUCUUUGUAUGUCUGUUGGUCUGUUGUCCUUGUUGUGUAUAAUGACCUUUUUUUGUACUUUCAAAACGCUGCGCAGUCAUCAGUCUCCUAAUCAGGGUUCCUGACAUUUUAUUUUUUAGCUAAUGACUACCGUUGUCUUUCCUUCCGUCAAUGACGCCACGUACUUCUAAGAGCAGAAUUAGAUUUCGUCCUGCAUGAAUCGAAAAGACGAUGUCUCGAUAAAAAUAACGCGAAACUUCUAGUUAUACCUGGCUCCUGCAGAAAAGCCAGGUGUCUACUUUAGCUCAUUUCAGCCGAUGAAAGUUUCGGAAGCAAAAGGUAGAAUGUGUAGCAAUAUUUUUGACACAAGCUCUUGCGCUAUUAACCUCGCUUCCUCUACAAUAGAUGCGUGAUUAAUGAAUUAAUUUAGUGCAAAUUCGAACUGUUAGUGAUUCAUUGGGUAACUAAAUCUCUAAUAAUUGUUAUUUUGACGAAACAUUUUCGUUAUUAAUAAAAUCAGCUGGACGUCACUACUUUUAGGGGGCAAAUACAAUAAUAUUCCCGCAUUUGGUGUUGACCUGUGACAAUACCCGGUUAGAAAGUAACAUCGAAGGUUGGUACAACACAACCACACCGGUAAAACAAAGGUGCUAAGUCGUGCCUUUCCUGGGGGCACUAAACUAAACACAUCCGUUAUAAAGGUCGGAGAAGGCACCUUUGUUUUUCCGGUGCAUAAAUGAUAUUUUUGCAACAUGCGGAAUCCAUUCUUUGAACAACUCCUCUACUUAACUUGGCUGUGACAAGCUGAACUAUAUAUACUGAUGCGUACUACUUCUUUAAAAAUGUAGUACGUUGACCUUUUUGGAAAACAACUGUAGAAACGUCGUAGUGUUAUUAUCGCACAAAAGAAAUUCUGUACUCUGAUAGUAAUUGUACCACAGAUUUUAUGCUAGACUACUGCAUUUGUGAAGUUUCUACAAAUUUAGUCGUAGUUGACGACCGCUCGGCAGUGCCACCUCUGUUAUUAACUCCACGUGUCUAUAAGAUGAGAAAAGUAGAUACUGUUGUGAUGCAAGCCAAAGGGUGUUGCAACUCUUGAAAUAAGUGAAUGUUAUAAUAUAAUUAAACUCUAGUCUGAAAUGAACGGCUGUGUGAGCUAUUACUGUUUCUCAUUGUCUAUCCUCGAGAAUUGAAGUAUAGAGCGUAGUGUUACUUAUCGUACAGUAUGGAACCGAAACCAUUGUUCUAUUUUCACCGAUAAGGAAUUCGUGUGAACCAUCUGAUGAGAAUACUAAAAUACCGAAGUGGGGAGACCAUUAUUUCCCGACGCUGCUUAGCUCCCCCUUUGUUUACAAUUAUUGAUUUCUAACAACCUUCUAUUAUUCAAUAUUUAGUUUUGGUAUUUUCCUAAAAUCAAAUUUCCUGUCUAUUUUAAUUUAGGAACACAUUUCUUUUGCAUGUCGGCCUAAACAUUUAUGUUUAAAACUUAGGAAUCAAUGCAGAACACAAAAAAUUUGGCUCUUUUCUCUACUUCCUCGGUUAAAAUCUUGCCGAGAUAAAGUGCGUUUGUCACUAUGCAAAGAAACAACAGUACAGUAAUAAGCAUUUGUAUCUCGUAAUCUUGACGUCUUGUUUGUAAGUGAAUGAAUUUAUUUUUUAUUUGAUGUAACGCCGUAUAUUUAGUGACGUUUUAUCAUAUCCUGGCCGGCCUCAGCGCCUUUGCUUUAAAUAUUGGUCUGCUGUCACUCCUAUGCGCGGCGACACUGCCAACCCGUAGCGUCUCAUAUUUCAUCUUGUUUUACACUCUUGUUGUAGAAUCAGGAAUCUCUCUCAAACGGAUUACGCAGCAUUUUGACCACACUGUCACAAAAAGUUGAAAUAAAAUCAGUUUCUACAAAGUAGAUCUUUGGAACAAAA
Molecule: messenger RNA, 5019 nt
Organism: Frankliniella occidentalis (western flower thrips)
Lineage: Eukaryota; Metazoa; Arthropoda; Insecta; Thysanoptera; Thripidae
Product: 5-hydroxytryptamine receptor 1-like
Exons: 7
Coding region: 786-2837 (683 amino acids)
Biological process (GO): adenylate cyclase-activating adrenergic receptor signaling pathway
Cellular component (GO): membrane
Molecular function (GO): G protein-coupled amine receptor activity
Source: RefSeq, a predicted model, not a curated record